AUGUCUCCUGUGCUUUUCCUUUCCUCCUUCUUCAGCAGGUCUCAGAUGAUGGACCUCAGGAAUGGAAGCAGAGUGACAUAUUUCAUCCUUGUGGGCUUUGAACAGAGCUACCCUUCCACUAAGGCAUUGCUCUUCACCCUCUUCCUAGCCCUCUACAGCCUGGCCAUGGCCAUGAAUGGCCUCAUCAUCUUCAUCACCUGGACAGACCCCAGGCUCAACAGCCCCAUGUACUUCUUCCUUGGACACUUGUCCUUCCUGGAUGUCUGUUUCAUCACCACCACCAUCCCACAGAUGCUGAUCCACUUGGUGGUCAAGAACCACACUGUCUCCUUCACCUCUUGCAUGACCCAGAUGUACCUAGUCUUCUCUGUGGGUGUGGCUGAGUGCAUCCUCUUGGCUUUUAUGGCUUAUGACCGUUAUGUUGCUAUCUGCCACCCACUUAACUAUGCCCAGGUCAUGAGCAGACAGGUGUGUGUGAGACUGGUGGGUACUGCCUGGUUCUUUGGGCUGAUCAAUGGUAUCUUUCUUGAAUAUAUGUCUAUCCAGAAUCCCUUCUGCAGAGACAACCAUAUAGAAAACUUCUUCUGUGAAGCCCCCAUAGUGAUCGCUCUCACCUGUGGGGACCCCCAGUUCAGCAUGAAGGUUAUCUUUGCCGAUGCCGUUGUGGUGCUGCUCAGCCCCAUGGUGCUCAUUGUCAUCUCCUAUGCCCACAUCCUGGCCUCUAUCCUUGGCAGAGCCUCCUCUUCAGGUUGGGGGAAGACCUUCUCCACUUGUGCCUCCCACCUGACUGUGGUCAUCUUCUUCUAUUCCUCAGGCAUGUUCUCUUACAUGAACUCCCGCAGCACACAUGGGCCUGACAAGGACAAGCCAUUCUCCCUCCUCUACACCGUCAUCACCCCCAUGUGCAACCCCAUCAUCUACAGUUUCCGCAACAAGGAAAUGAAGGGGGCCAUGGUGAGAGCCCUGGGGAGGACUAGGCUGUCAUAG
Orycteropus afer afer is the source of this 987-nucleotide messenger RNA. RefSeq names its product olfactory receptor 10AD1-like. Gene Ontology annotation, cellular component: membrane. Gene Ontology annotation, molecular function: G protein-coupled receptor activity; olfactory receptor activity. Lineage: Eukaryota; Metazoa; Chordata; Mammalia; Tubulidentata; Orycteropodidae. The record is from RefSeq and is a predicted model, not a curated record. Gene Ontology annotation, biological process: G protein-coupled receptor signaling pathway.